Striga hermonthica is the source of this 279-nucleotide messenger RNA. The record is from the annotation of a GenBank genome assembly. Lineage: Eukaryota; Viridiplantae; Streptophyta; Magnoliopsida; Lamiales; Orobanchaceae.
AAUCUUCCCGAGUCAAUAUAGCCGAGAUUAUGGAGCACUUAGAGGAGUGCAAUCGAUCCCUUCGAGCUUCAGUGGCUCCCAUUCCCGAAAAAGAUGAUAUCGAGUCCCUUGCUACACCCUCUCUACCAUUGGAGCACCCAUCGGUUGGCCAACCUUGCACAUUGAGCUCCGAAGCUUCAUUUCCAACCAUGGGUGCGCCUUCCGAACGUCACCAAGAGGUUUUGGCGAGCACUCAAGAAGCACUCGCGAGCCUCGCGUCGAUCAUUGAGGAAUUUCAUA